GAGGGAGAGAGAGAGAGAGAUGACAAGAGGAGAGAGCGGUGAGCGACAGAGAACUGCUGAGCUGCGCUGGAGUUUGAAAGUCUUUGCGGAGAGACUUAAAACGGCAACGGUGAUAUAAAUACCUCCGCUUUUAACCGGAUUAAAGCCAUAACACUUUCCUUCCCUGACAAAGUCUGAGAGACUGUGCAGAGGAGACGAGGAACCGCGCGCGUGACAGGAGGCUGGUGUUCUCAUAGCUGGGAACUCAGGUAGCUGGAGAUCAUCACCUCACACACACACACACACACACACACACACACACAGAGCCUGAACUGAACUCCAACACACACAUGCACCAGAGAUCCUCAGACAACAAGACCAGCCUCACAGGAAAUGACAGAGUGCGGUGCUGAGACAGGAGCAGAAGUACAUCGGGUACGGCUUUGGAUAUCUUCCCGACUGCUUCGACUGAAGCUCCGGCCAGGACAGCAUUAAAAAUACAUAUCCCAAAGGAAGACUCUGGCUUCACACACACACACACACACACACACACAAAUAAAUCAAUACACCCAAGCUGUGAUUUCUUCAUCACUUUUCCCUGCAGCAUCACACUGAGUGGGCAGCGAAAGGACCGGCUGAGCAGAUUCUAUUUCUGCAGCACUGAAACACUGUCCGGAUUACUGAAAUGUUUUUAGAGUUCAUUUUUUUCCCACUAGUCUGCCAGUUUUAGGACCCAUUUUUACAAUUUCCAAAGCAAAAGCAACAUCUGUAUUUCCAUUAGCUUUACUUCGUCUGAUGGGUAAUAACUAUUUUUCUCCUCUCUUAUCAUCCUCCACUUUGCAUUGAAAUCAAAGUCCAGUGCUCUAACCUCAUUAGCAGAGUACAGUACGUUUAGAUUAGCAGCGAGGACCCGACUGCAAUUGAAGCUCUUUUUCUUUUUCCUCCCCCCACCCUGACUGUAAUGCUGCGCUAAUCAAAGCAUUCAAUCAUCGAAAGUGACUCCUACUUUUCUUUCCGCACAGUGCAAAGCUCAUUAGCAUAUUCAUAAGAUUGAUAAGAGAUGCAUCCCAUCAUGUGAAAUGUGACACUGACCACACGGCUGGCCCUCGUGGCUCGGAGGAGACGUGCAGAAAGUGAGCCAGACGAGCUUUUCAAGCUCAAUAGAACCUGACGCAAGCUUAGAGGGAAGGAAAGGAAGAGAGGAAAGCAGGGGAGGGAGGAAUUGAAGCACGCAUCUUUAUUUCCCACCCACAAGAUGAUUCAUGCUUGUAUGAAGCACCAAUUAAAAACAAUAUUAAAGAUGGAUUACUCGCUCUAGAAUAAAGCAAAGAGCUGCACUCAACUCCAUCUGAGAUCUCCUCAACAGUCACGUCCCUCAAAUCAGGAUGGACAGCCUGGAUGAAUUGGAGCACCCGCUUUUGGAUGACAGCCCCACACACUCAUCCAGAACGGGCAACAGCGGCCUCUUCAAGGGCAUUUUUGUAAGAUGCGAAGAGGAAAAGAGACCCCCCUCUCUAGCAUGGAGGAGCUAUUCCGGUCCUACAGAUGUAUCUCAGCAGCAGCUGCUGGAUCCGUGUUCACUCCCCAGCACACUCGAAUCCUUCUACACUCCUUCUGCUCCUCUGUGGGGCCCUGCAGACUCCCUGGGCCUCCACAGCAAGGAGUAUCUGGAAACCACGUUCAUGGACAUCGGCCCUGGAUCUCCUCUGGAGCGGAAGCUGCUGGCAGUGAGCAGAGACGUCCACAGCGUGUCCUACAGCAUGGAGGAUGAAGACGACCUGCUGCCAGACUUUGAGGAUUCCUCGAGUGACGACUUCACUGACACAGAAAGCGAAAGCAACUUCCCUCUUAUGAUCCCACAGGAUCACCUUGGUCUGGCCUUCUUCUCCAUGCUCUGCUGCUUCUGGCCUUUAGGCAUCGCUGCCUUUUAUUUGUCUCAGAAGACAAACAAAGCAUGGGCGCAGGGUGACUUCCAGGCAGCGAGCAAGGCGUCUCGUCACACUCUGUGGCUCUCCAUCGUCUCCAUCAUCUUCGGCAUCAUCACCUACAUCUGCGCCGUCGCCGCUCUCAUCUCCUACCUGUCCGGGAAGCCGCCUUAAAGUGUGCACAGUCUCAGGCCCCUCCCCUUUUACAACACUGUCCCCGCCUCCUGAAGACACUGACAUUCUGCGCAUACACUCACACAGAUCUGUACCAUGUAUUAACACUGGGCUUUUAUUCGAAAUUAACCUUCCCGGAUCCAACCUGUCUGGAUUGUAGAGGGACGGCUGCUAAUGCGACAGAUGGGAAAAGGAUCUCAGGACAUAACUAACAGAUGAAACACGUCUCGGUUUUGUUCGAACCCCUUACAGCUGUGCAGCAGUGGCACAAUGCCACGGAGCCCAAACAGCUUGCGUAGAUAAGAGAGCUGGCUCCUUCUAAAAUGUUUCCGAGACCUGAGGGUUUGUUUGAAGGAUUUGACAAGGUCUGAAAGAAUAGAACUUUCAGCAGGUCGUGUUCUUCUUGCUCCUGUAAAACACUGGCACGAUUUUAGAGUUAUUAGUAACAUCUAUGGGACCUAGCUAUUCAAACACACACACACACACACACACAAACACACACACAUACAUAUAUAUAUAUAUAUUUGUGACAAUAUUUCUCUUAUGUCCCAAAUUCAUUUAACUAUUCAUCUUUAAUAAGCUCUUUAUCCUGAUCAGGGUUGCACUGGAUCCAGAGCGUAUCCCAGGAACACCGGGCAAGAGGAUGAAAGCCACCCUGAAUGGGACACACAUACUCUCACACAAACUCAUUCACCCUAGAGGUAAUCUAGAGUAGUUAAUCCAUCUACCGGUAUGUUUUUGGAAAGUGGGAGGACACCAAGUAGCCGAAGAAAUCCCACACAGAAACAGGGAGAACAUGGGAGACUCCAUACAGGCAGUAAAGCCGAGCUCAGGAUGAAACACGGUGACCCUGGUGCCGUGAGGCUAGCAAUGCUACCCACUGUAUCCCUACACCAACAUGUCUUAUGAUUCAGUGUGUGCCAUAAAAAUGUUUCCGUAAUGGACGACAAAUGGAGCAGUAGAUAGACUUAAUGCAGUAUAUUUUACAGUUUCUGAGAGAGUCGGAAAGCUUGAAUUAUGUGGCAGCCUGGGAAAACCCUUCACAUGAACAAAAUUUCUGCUCUAUACUUCUGAAAACUAGUUUUUCUUUUUUGUGCAUCUCUAACAGAAGAAUCUUUUUUAAAUUAAUUUAAUAUUUUAUUUUAUUGUUUCACAUACCUCUAGAUUUAUACCUAUAAACCCUAUGAACAAACAUUACUGACUACUUUAAACAAAUUCAGGGUGGUGGUAGCUCAUAUGGUUAAAGCUCUGGGUUGUUGAUCGGGGUUCAAGCCUCACCACCGCCAAGCUGCCACCAUUGGGCCCUUCAGCAAGGCCCUUACCCCUCUACGCUCCAGGGGCACUGCAUCAUGACUAACCCUUUGCUCUGACCCCAAUCCUCCAAGGAUAUGUGAAGAAAGACUUUCACUGUUCAGUAAUGUAUAUAAUAAAGGCUACUUAACUUAAAUUCUGCCUUUAUACUAGGAAAUGAAUUCUCACUUUGCUUAUCAGCAUCAUCCACAUCAGUUUCUGUCUCAUCAGCUGAGAUAAAAUUCGCACACAGCCUCAUUGUUGUCUCUUCACUUGACUGAUCUCUGUUCAACAUAACGUUGGUGAGGAAAUAAUUGCUGGAAAUAAUUCAGUCAGUUGUUAACUAAAUGAAUUAUGAGCAGUUUAAAUCUGUGUGCACUCUUCUCAGCUUUGAUGAAGAUGUCCUGGUGCAGGAUGCAUGCAUCAGCUGUCUGAAUUCAGCUGAACUGAUUAGGCUUACGUCUCUGACACAUAGCAGUCAUGUGACAUUCACACUUAUAACCGAUCAGGCAUAACAUUAUGAGCAGUGUGAGGUGACGUGAAUAAGACUGAUGAUCUCCUCAUCAUGGCACCUGUUAGAGGGUGGGAUAUAUUAAGCAGCAAGUGAACAUUUUGUCCUCAGAGUUGAUGUGUUAGAAGCAGGAAAAAUGGGCAAGCGUAAGGAUUUGAGCGAGUGUGACGAAGGACCAUAAUUGUGAUGGCUAGACCACUGGAUCAGAGCAUCUCCAAAACUGCAGCUCUUGUGGGGUGUUCCCGGUCUGCAGUGGUCAGUAGCUAUCAAAAGUGGUCCAAGGAAGGAACAGUGGUGAACCGGAGACAGGGUCAUGGGUGGCCAAGGCUCAAUGAUGCACAUGGGGAGCGAAGGCUGGCCCGUGUGAUCCGAUCCAACAGGCUAGUUCUGAUAGAAAGGUGACAGAAUACACAGUGCAUGAUGGGGCUGUUUAGGCAGCAAAAUGGGGAUCAACACAAUAUCAGGCAGGUGGUCAUAAUGUUAUGCCUGAUAUGAGUAUCUGGUAAGGUUUGAGUCAGACUAACUGCAUUAAUGCAGGUAGAAACCCAAAGCUAGGUUAAAAAGUAGCCUAACUAAAUGUUAUGUUGGCAACAUAUAUGAUAGUCUAUAUAUAUACUGUAUCUCAGCCACAGUGACAUCCGAUGGGUUUUCCUAGACCGCCACACAAAUCUGACCCACUUUCAGUAUGCCAUUAAGAGUCUCCUCUCCACAGUCCUGUCUAAUAAUAACAGCACUUAGACAGGACCGCUUUCUGAAGUCAGUGUCACCUCACAUAGUGACGUACUGAUGCAGUUAAGGGUUAAGGAUGUGGUUCAAGGACACUCUGGGCAAGUCGGACCUGGUGUAAUCCUAAGAGUACAGCCUCAGUUUAAAUACAAACCUGGACUUUUUCCUCACUUCACCAUCGGCAUUUCUUUGCUUGUCGUGUAUUUUUCCUACUCCAUGGUUCUCCAUCCGUUUGAUAACAGGCAUGCAGUGAGAUUAUGAAAUGAAUGUGUGUGAAAGUUUCGGCUUUUUAUGAGACUUUCCACCAAGUUUGUCCUUCCAUCCUUAAGACAACUACAACUACUGUAUCUGCAUGGAGAUGUGUGCACUGAGACCGUUUUAUUAUUAUUAAAAAAAGGAGCUUCGGCGUGUGUGGGCGUUUGCUUUUGCCUCAGUAAGCUCUGUCAGCUCCCAGAAAAUGGCCCCGCUUGAAUGAAGUGAGCCAAACAGGAGGGGGUUCGAGUGAAGCCGCUAAUAAAAGAAGCAGUGAGUGCAAACAUAUUGUUCAUUAUAGUUUUAUGCCGGCGCACUCUAUUGUGAUGUUGUUCUGUUGUUUGCUUGUCAUGUUUUUGUGUUCUACAAUUCUCUACAGCUCACACAAACAGUGAUUCAUCCUCGUGUGUUUGGUUAUAUAAUUACCAUGAAGCCUGGGCUUAUUAUUUACAGCGUAACUGUGGAGCUGGGAUUCUCCGUACCUUCAGGAAAUACACAGUAUACAAAACCUCAGAGACGUUUCGCUAAUGUAGAAAGGCAGUACUCUGGAGUCAUAUUAUUAUAACCCAAAUAAAAGAUUUAACGCUAAUCAUUUAAUGCUGGGAAGUAGCAGGUGGCCCAAAUUGAGCUGAAAUAAGGGUCAGAUAUUGGCAUUGGCAGACGAGGAUAUCGGAGUAUGCUAGUAUGAGUUAUAAGUCAAAAAUAUUCAUGCUAAUCGCCAAACUUGUUGGAAAUGACGUCAGAAGGCCAGAGUAACUCACUCUGUACAUUUGUGUUGAGCAGAAAAGCAUCUCAAGGAAAGAAUGGUCACCAUGUCAAACCUUGAGAAGGAUGGGCUACAACAUCAGAAGACCAUAUCAGGUUAAACUUCUGUUAGCAAAGCUGCGGCUGCAGUGGACCAAAAUUGGCCUGGUCUGAUGAAUCUUUUUGAUUUCUGAUGAGAUGUACAGAUGGGUGGGGUCAGUAUUUGAUGCCAGAAGCAUGGAUCCAAUCUGCUUGUGUCAACAGUCCAGACUGGUAGAGGUGGUGUAACAAUGUGGGGAAUGUUUUGUUGGCUGUAAAUACCAAUCAAUCAUCACUCGAAUGCCUGAGAUUAUAUCAGUAUUCUUGUUGACCAGCUUCAUGGCCACAUUUUGAAUCGUCUAAUGGCUCCACCCAGCGUCAUAAUGCACCAUGUUACAGAGCCGUCUCAAACUGGUUUCAUAAACAUGACAAUGAGUUCAGUGUGCUUCAGUGACCUUUCCAGUGACCAGAUCCUAAUCUAAUAGAAGAUCUAGUGUUGGAUGUGGGACAUUCACAUCAUGAAAAUCUGCAGGAAUUGCGUGCUGCAAUGAUGUCACUGGACCAGAAAUGGACCUAUAAGGAAUGUUUCCAACAUCUUGUGGAAUCCAAGCUAUUAAGAAGUUCAGGGCUGUAUUGAGAGCAAAGCAAAGCGCUGACCAGUACUAAUAAAGUGCUCAGUGGGUGUAUUAAUUCCAUCUCAAUUCCAGUUUGCGACGCUCCAAAAGAAUAAAGUGCUAAAUGUCAGACACUCAUUUACUACUUAAAGCCGACUUUCAACUGAAGCAAACCAAAGCAGGGAAUCAUUUCUCCUCCCUCAGCAUCUUCUGCUGACUCAAAGGGCAAAACGUCGACUGUUGUGAGAGAUCCAGGGCAUAAAGCAGCGUCCGAGCAAACUUGUCCCGGCAGAUCCAUUCAGAGCCGUGUUCCCGCCGAGCGCUGAUGAAGUGGGCCAGAUCACAGUGUGGAGCACAGGGUUACAUCUACAGCUAGCAGACCAGCCUCAGACUGGAGACGAGCGAUAACACACAGACGCCGCUGUGUCCACGGAGAACGCAGACGGCUACACGAUGACGUCAUAGCGCCAGGGAAAAGGUCAAGGUGAUUCAGGGUUUGUUGCUGUUUUGGUUAGACAUCUCUACCAGACAUCUGAUACAUAAUUCUGUUACGUCUGAUUCACAUAACUAAUGUAAAUGUUUAUGAAGAAUGAUGAAUCCUGAGUCAAAACAAAUACAUUCACAUGUACCAGAGAAUAUAUGUUAGGAACUACAUGCGUCUGUGAAUGGCUUUGGUCAUGAAGGUCAUUUUCACUCAAGUCUUGGUCCUAAUCAACCCCCCAGAAUGCACUGCAUAAACUCAGCAUCUUUAAUCUGGUCUUCUGGGGUGAACAGUGUUACCUCAUCUUCCUUUCCUCCUUUUUUUUCACCUAUCUAUCUAUCUAUCUAUCUAUCUAUCUAUCUAUCUAUCUAUCUAUCUUGUUUAUUUACCCAUCCUUCUAUCCAUCCAUCAUCCACCCAUCUAUCUAUCUAUCUAUCUAUCUAUCUAUCUAUUUCAUUUUUGUAUUUUUGAGAAAACCUCUACAAACAUGUCUUGACAUUUCUUCAGUCUGCUGAAGGCUGGAUGGAUAUAGACUGGCUGUUACAGAGUAAUGCUCAGGGGUUUGUUUG
Molecule: messenger RNA, 7304 nt
Organism: Hemibagrus wyckioides
Lineage: Eukaryota; Metazoa; Chordata; Actinopteri; Siluriformes; Bagridae
Gene: tmem91
Product: transmembrane protein 91
Exons: 4
Coding region: 1365-2078 (237 amino acids)
Cellular component (GO): intracellular membrane-bounded organelle; membrane
Source: RefSeq, a predicted model, not a curated record